CACGCUGCGCAGGCGCUACAGAAAGGCAGGGCUGUGAUUCUGCACAACACACAGGCUCCGAGGAUGCAGGCUCAGGCUACUUCUACACAGAUGCAAUCAAUUUUGGCUGUUUGAAAUUGAAGAGUCAAAAUCCUCUCAAACUUCUACUUCCAAAGAAGUGGUAACAUUUUCUGAACAAGAAAAGAAGCAGCUGCCUUUGUGUUAGAAGUGUUCUGGCAGUGGGCCUGCUUUUUUGUUUUUUGGUUUUUUUUUUUUACUUUCCUAAAUUUAAAGAACUAUGGAGAAAUGGUACUUGAUGACAGUGGUGGUCUUAAUAGGACUGACAGUACGGUGGACAGUCUCUCUUAAUUCUUAUUCAGGUGCUGGAAAACCCCCCAUGUUUGGUGAUUAUGAAGCUCAAAGACACUGGCAAGAAAUUACUUUUAAUUUACCAAUCAAACAAUGGUAUUUUAACAGCAGUGAUAACAAUUUACUGUACUGGGGACUGGAUUACCCACCUCUAACAGCUUAUCAUAGUCUCUUAUGUGCAUAUGUAGCAAGAUUUAUAAAUCCAGACUGGAUUGCUCUCCAUGCCUCGCGCGGAUACGAGAGUCAAGCACACAAGCUCUUCAUGCGUACAACAGGUGAAAGAGCAAUAGGGGUCCAGGUGAAGAUUGCUCAUGCAUUGUGCAUAUUGCUGUAUCCAGGCCUUAUUCUUAUCGACUAUGGACAUUUUCAGAACAUGUACAAUUCUGUGAGCCUUGGCUUCGCUCUGUGGGGUGUUCUUGGAGUGUCUUGCGACUGGGACCUGCUAGGCUCCCUGGCAUUUUGCUUAGCCAUCAAUUACAAACAGAUGGAACUCUAUCACUCUUUGCCAUUUUUUUGCUUUUUACUUGGCAAGUGUUUUAAAAAAGACCUCAGAGGAAAGGGGUCUGUAUUGCUAAUUAAGCUAGUUUGUACAGUUGUGGCUUCCUUCAUUCUCUGCUGGCUGCCGUUCUUUACAGAAAGGGAACAAACCUUGCAGGUUCUGAGAAGACUUUUCCCAGUUGAUCGUGGAUUAUUUGAGGAUAAAGUCGCCAAUAUUUGGUGUAGCCUCAGCGUCUUUCUGAAGAUUAAGAAUAUUUUGCCACAUCACAUCCAGAUAAUGCUCAGCUUUUGUUUUACAUUUUUGAGUCUCCUUCCUGCAUGCGUAAAAUUAACACUUCAGCCCUCUACCAAAGGAUUCAAACUUACUCUGGUUAGCUGUGCACUAUCAUUCUUUUUAUUUUCUUUCCAAGUACAUGAAAAGUCCAUUCUCUUGGUAUCACUACCAGUCUGCUUAGUUUUAAAUGAAAUUCCUUUUAUGUCUACUUGGUUUUUACUUGUGUCAACAUUUAGCAUGCUGCCUCUCCUAUUGAAGGAUGAACUCCUGUUACCCUCCGUUGUGACAGUGAUGGCAUUUUUUAUAGUUUGUGCAACAACCUUUUCAAUAUUUGAAAAGACUUCUGAAGAAGACCUGAAGUUGAAACCCUUUUCCACUUCCGUUAGGAAGUAUCUUCCACGUUUUACAUUCCUUCCCAGAAUUAUACGAUAUUUGUUUUUUUUCUCAGUAACCACUAUGGUCCUUCUGACGCUGGUGACUGUCACACUGGAGCCUCCUGAGAAAUUACCAGACUUAUUUUCUGUACUGGUGUGUUUUGUGUCCUGCUUGAACUUCUUAUUCUUCUUGGUAUACUUCAACAUUAUAAUCAUGUGGGAUUGCAGAAGUGGAAGAAAUCAGAAGAAAGUCAACUAGUUGUAUUCUUAAACAAAUGUGAAAAUGUGAACAGUGUUAAAAAGUUCUGUGAACUUUAUACACUGUAUAAAUUAUUUCAAGAAUCAAGGAGCUAUGGAAAAGGAAAUGGUGAAAGGUCAUUGUUGUCCACACAAAAUAAAUGUAUAUGG
This is a messenger RNA of Otolemur garnettii (small-eared galago), 1902 nucleotides long. It is a transcript of the gene ALG6, whose product is annotated as ALG6, alpha-1,3-glucosyltransferase. Bases 278 to 1753 code for a protein of 491 amino acids. Gene Ontology annotation, molecular function: dolichyl pyrophosphate Man9GlcNAc2 alpha-1,3-glucosyltransferase activity. The record is from RefSeq and is a predicted model, not a curated record. The transcript has 15 exons. Gene Ontology annotation, biological process: protein N-linked glycosylation. Gene Ontology annotation, cellular component: endoplasmic reticulum membrane. Lineage: Eukaryota; Metazoa; Chordata; Mammalia; Primates; Galagidae.